AUGCUAUACACAUCUGUACCAGUCUGCUUCCUCCUCAUCAGUUGCGCAGUAGCACUGCCUGAGCACGCGCCAUCUAGUGACGCUGUGGAACCUGAGGGCGACCCCCCCUCCCCGCCGCACCCAGCCCCCCUCGAGAAGAGGUCCCCCCAUUACGACUUCGGACUCGGCAAGAGAGCAUACAGCUACGUGUCUGAAUAUAAAAGACUGCCUGUUUAUAACUUUGGAUUGGGAAAAAGGUCAAGACCAUACUCGUUCGGGCUCGGCAAGCGGUCGAUUUCAGACGAACAGACAAACGAGAUCUCAAACGAUGUGGACCCAGCAUCAUUAGCCGAAUUCCUGAACCAGUAUGACGAGGAAUCUGGGUACGACGAAAAACGCGCCCGUCCCUACAGUUUUGGGCUGGGUAAACGUUUCUACGAAGACUCUUCGGAAGAGAAACGAGCAAGAAUGUAUGAUUUUGGCCUGGGUAAACGCUUACCCAUGUAUAAUUUUGGCCUGGGCAAACGAGCGAGGAACUAUAACUUUGGCCUGGGCAAACGACUGAGCAGCAAGUUUAACUUUGGCCUGGGCAAAAGGGAGAGGGACCUCAAUCGGUUCAGUUUCGGCCUGGGCAAACGGUCAGAUGUGUCCAAUGACGAUUCCGAAAAUUACUCCGACGUUUAAGACUUAUGUUUAGAAUAAUUCCGAUUUGCGCGGGACUUUUUCCGUUUUAAUUUUCAUUUUCUUUGUUUAAUAUAAUUGUUUUGAGUUCUGGUAUUUUUAUGAAAUAGUAGUAUGUUUAAUAUUUUUUAUUUAGAAAAAAAAUAUCCAUUUUUUUUGAAAUUUAAACCUGUAAAUUAUUUAACCAGUAAUAAGUGAAAAAUUUUGCUAUAUUUUUUGUAUUUUGCUUUCGAGUUAAAUAUUUUUCAGUCGCUUGCUAUUCUUUAUGUAUUAUCGUAGAAUUUGUGCUAAAAGUAUUCUUGUGAAAAACCCAGCCAUUUUCACAAGGAAAUUAGAAAUGUUAUCUGUUGCUUUUUUUUUUCUUUUGAAGUUAAAACGAAAAAAGUUCCGUGACUACUAAAAAAAAAUAUUUAUGAAACCGACUGGAAUUUUGUCUGAUUGUGUUGAAAGAAAUUAAAUAAAAAUGAAUUGGAAAUAUAAAAAUAUUAGAUAAAUCCUGUAAUAAGACAGAGUAAAAUAUUUUUCAUUAUAUUAACGCAAUAUUCGUUUGAAAAUUACGUUUGUAAUUCGCCAAUUAAAUCUUGUAAUUGUAUUCUGUUAGAGUGUUGUUGUAUCAUCUUGAUUUUGUAAAUUAUUGUUAACAAUUUAUAGUUAUUACUUAAAAGUUAAAUAGAUAGUUAAUUUUAAUGUUCUUGUCAUCAUAGAGUUAUGAAUCGUAGUAAACCGUUAUAUAUUAUAAAAAAUUUAAAGGAUCCUUAAAGGAACAUUUUUUGAAAUAGGUUUUUUAUUUUUUUCAGCUUAUUGUUUCAAUCAAUCAAUUAAUCAAUAAAUUGUUAUUUGUUUAAACAGGUAAGGUAGACAAAAAAGCUAUUUCAAUUAAUUAUAAUAUAUAUUGUUACUUAAUUUAAUGAUUUAUUAUAAGUGAUUAUAAUGAUUUAGUACUAUUGUUUAAUAAAUAAAGAUAUUUAUCAUAUAUCAACUACAUACGCGAUUUUUAACUCUAAGAACUGAGGUUCAGUCAAUUUUGACGUCAAUUUUGUCAAUUUUGUCGAAGUUUUGUCUUAUCGGUGGCGGACGCACGGGUUAAAUUUAACGUCAAAGUUGACUGGUGCAACCUACUCUAAGUAAGGUAAUGUAAGUUUCUUUAAGACUUAACAUUUGUUGUUUUAAAUAUAACCCUAUUACGAGUAUACAAGUCAAAUUAAAUUAUACAAAUAAUAGAGAUUGCAUCAUUG
Molecule: messenger RNA, 1895 nt
Organism: Plodia interpunctella (Indianmeal moth)
Lineage: Eukaryota; Metazoa; Arthropoda; Insecta; Lepidoptera; Pyralidae
Gene: AST-A
Product: Allatostatin A
Exons: 3
Coding region: 1-663 (220 amino acids)
Molecular function (GO): neuropeptide hormone activity
Source: RefSeq, a predicted model, not a curated record